AUGCCUCUAUUGUUGUACAAAAAUGAUAGCAGUCCACCUGCCCGAACGGUAAUGAUGGUAGCGGACAUACUUGGGUUAAAAUUAAAUAUGAAAGAUUUAAAUCCCGUCUUAAGGGAGCAAGACACGCCAGAACUCACAAAGAAAAACCCCAUGAGAACAAUUCCAAUGCUAGAAGAAGAUAACUUUUGCUUAGCUGAUAGCCACGCCAUAAUCAUUUACCUUAUCGACAAGUAUGGCAGACCAGAGCAUGAGUCCUACUAUCCUUCCGACAAAAGGAAGCGAGCAACAAUUAACCAAAGGUUGUUUUUCGACUGCGGCGUUUUGUUUCCCCGACUCAGAUCCAUUAUGGCACCAACUUAUGGCGGUAAACUAACAGAGAUAUCUAAAUCUAUGAUAAGGAAUGUUGAAGACGCGUACAGAAUACUCGAAACUUAUCUCUCAGACACCUUAUACUUAGCGGAUGACGUCAUAACCCUUGCGGACAUUAGUGUUAUGACUACAAUGUCUUCAUUGAACGGAUUACAUCCUAUAGACGAUAAACGGUAUCCCAAAUUGAAACAUUGGUUGAUAAACAUGUACCAGCAGGAUUAUUGCAGAAGAAUAAAUGAACCAGGAAGCAAACAACAUGUCCAGGUUCUCAAAAUGCUAAUGGAACAUAACAAACUUAAUCAAAAAUCUAAACUUUGA
Parnassius mnemosyne (clouded apollo) is the source of this 687-nucleotide messenger RNA. Lineage: Eukaryota; Metazoa; Arthropoda; Insecta; Lepidoptera; Papilionidae. The record is from the annotation of a GenBank genome assembly.